UUUGUUUUUUAAUCCCCCCUGAGUUGAACGGUGAAAAGAGGUGUUGGUUGGGAAUUAUUCCAGAUUUUUUCCCCUGGUAUAUAGAUUGGUGGAUAUUGAGCUCAAGAUCCGCGUCUGAAUGAAAUUAAAUUCAUUUUGAAAUUUAUUGCACUGGAGCAUAGAACUAAUUAAAGAGCUUGGAUUUAAAUAUGCAUUUAUGUGAUGCUUUUCAGGUGACCCCCAUCCCACCCCUUCAUCUCUUUUUCUGGUUGGUCUCUUUCCUGAAGUUCAGAGGCACAGUUUCUGAGUUUUGACAUAUUUUUGGAGAUGCCAUUCAAACAGAAGCCUAGGAAAUAUUUUGGGAAAUUGCAGUAAUUCAACAAUCUCUGAAAGCUGUUUUCCCUCCCUACCUUUCUGGUUUGGAAUCAUUGAACAAACAUGUGCAUUGAAUCUUUUAGAAGACCUGCAAUGUUUAAUUUUUAUUUUUUCCUUUAAGGAAACUUGACAGAAAAGCAAAUAUCAAAUUCAAAUGCAUUUCAGCACAGAGGUAGGAAGGUUUCUGAAAAUAAAUGUUAUAAUCAAUAUUGCAUUUGGAAUACAAUAUCAGCUGCAUUUUAAAUCCAGUUUCUAUCGUGUAUCACAAACCAAGGAAGAAACACUUGGGAAGACUGAAAUACUGUUGAGACCCCGAAGACGACUCCACAUCUCAACCAAUGAAACUGCAUAGAAUAACGCAGCUGGAUCGUCUGUAACCAUUGGCACUUAUUACUGGCUGCUUUAUUUUUGGGGUGUGUGGGGGACAUCUCAUCCACUGCUGCCUGCCUUUUUUCUCCCUCCCUCUUCUCCUCCUUACAAAUGAUGGCUCAUCCUGGGAUAAGAGCUUAUGAUAAUAGGGAGAUUGUGCUGAGGUACAUCCGUUACAAACUCUCACAGAAAGGAUAUGACUGGGUGGCUGGUGGAGACCCAGAAAACCUUCCUGCUCCUGCUCCUGCUCCUGCUCCUGCUGGGAGCAUCCCUGCCCUUGCUGGGCUGGCAUCCCUGCCUUCUGAGCUGCCUGACUCUGCUGCUGUGAGGAAUGUUGCCCCUGCUGACGAACUACACCCAGUGCCAGCGCCACAGGUUGUCCAUUCAACUUUACGCCAAGCUGGAGAUGAGUUUUCACGGCUUUACCGGAGGGAUUUUGCUCAGAUGUCUGGCCAGUUGCACUUGACUCCAGUCACUGCCAGAAGCCGUUUCGUGGCUGUGGUGGAAGAGCUGUUCCGUGAUGGGAUCAAUUGGGGCAGGAUUGUAGCGUUCUUUGAAUUCGGUGGCAUGCUGAGCGUGGAGAGUGUCAGUCGGGAGAUGUCACCCCUUGUGGACAAUAUCACUGUGUGGAUGACUGAGUACCUGAACAGGCACCUGCACAACUGGAUCCAGGACAAUGGAGGCUGGGAUGCCUUUGUGGAGCUGUACAGCAACAACAUGAGGCCUUUGUUUGACUUUUCCUGGCUGCCUCUGAAAACAAUCCUGAGCCUGGCGGUCGUGGGCGCGUGCAUCACCCUCGGUGCUUACCUGGGCCACAAGUGACUUCAACCAAUGUAUGGACUGAUGGAAAGCCUUUGUUAACGAAACUGAAAAGAGCAGGGGGGCAGAGGAAAUAAUAUGUGGUAUGUUUGUUUUUUUCUGGAGCAUAAUGCUAUUAUUUUAUGAGCCAAGUAUCUUUCUGUCUAAAUAUUAAAUCAGCUAUUACUGCCAAA
Molecule: messenger RNA, 1715 nt
Organism: Varanus komodoensis (Komodo dragon)
Lineage: Eukaryota; Metazoa; Chordata; Lepidosauria; Squamata; Varanidae
Gene: BCL2
Product: BCL2 apoptosis regulator
Exons: 3
Coding region: 835-1545 (236 amino acids)
Biological process (GO): negative regulation of intrinsic apoptotic signaling pathway; intrinsic apoptotic signaling pathway in response to DNA damage; extrinsic apoptotic signaling pathway in absence of ligand
Cellular component (GO): mitochondrial outer membrane
Molecular function (GO): protein heterodimerization activity; protein homodimerization activity
Source: RefSeq, a predicted model, not a curated record